AUGUGGAAGCUUAAAAAAAAAACCACUAAAUCCGUAUAUAUUUAUGCAAUCGUAACAACAUUAGUCCUUGUAUCAUUAUAUAUAAUAUCAAUUUUUGAUAUAACACCUAGUCAUUUAUCUUAUGACUAUACGUUAUCAUCGUCAGCUAAACCAAAAAUUCAUGAAAAGAGUGAAUGGUUAACUAAUUUUGUUGAUCCUUUAAUUGGUAUUCGAGAUGGGAAUGUGUUUCCUGGUCCUUGUUUACCAUUUGGUGUAGUAAAAGUUGGAAUUGACACUCGUGAUGCUGGGUUAUCUUAUGAAGUUGGUUACGCCAGGAUAGGAUUAAAGCGUUAUGAUGUUGUUGUUGAGUUAACAGCAAGUAGGAGGACAGGAUUGCAUAGAUAUAUUUUUCCACCAUUAAUUAAUGAAUCUCAUAUAAUGAUUGAUUUAUCUCACAUAAAUACUCAUGGUAGAUAUGUUUCUGGUGCAAUCUCUGUAACUUCAAAUGAGAUGAAAGGUUUUGGUCGUUACAAAGAUUGGAGGUUCGGUCCCGAAUAUUCCGUGUAUUUUUGCUCUCAAUUUGACAAAAAUGCUUCAGAAUAUUAUACAUUUUGGAAUGGAGUAAUCAAAUCAAAUUCUAGUUUUGAAUCUGGUGGACUCUAUUCUAUUGGUGCUAUUAUGGCAUUUGAUACUACAAAGGGAUCUAUAAUUAAAUCUCGAGUUGGUAUAUCAUUUAUUUCUACGGAUCAAGCAUGUAAAAGUGCACAAGAGGAAAUACCGAACUGGGAUUUUGAUUUAACAAGAGAAAAGGCUGUUGAAGCUUGGGAAGUAGAGCUUGAAAAAAUUCAAGUCACCGGUGGAACUGACGACUUGAAAAAGAUAUUUUAUUCGAAUUUAUACAGAACGAUGAUUAUUCCAAGUGAUCGUACGGGAGAAAACCCAAAUUGGAUAUCUUUUGAUAAAAAUGGUAGAAUUAUACCAACCUACGACGAUUUUUUCACAAUAGUAAAUUUCACUUCGGAUAAGAUGCCUCGAAGCACCUUCAGAACUACAAUCCCAUUAUUCACGUUGUUCCAACAACAACGAGUUAUCGAUAUUACACGUUCGCUUAUUGACAUAUAUCGUUACACGGGAUAUAUGCCUGACGGGCGCUGUGGUAUGGCCAACGGAAUUACGCAAGGUGGCACUAAUUCUGAUAUGAUUUUGGCUGAAAUAUUUUUAAAGGAAAUCGGCAAGAAUAUUAUUGAUUGGGAAGCUGGAUAUAAAGCUUUACUGAAAGACGCUAAGGCAGAUCCAUAUUGGUAUGGUCAAGCUGAAGGAAGAAUGAACCUUAGGCAUUAUCUUUAUUAUGGGUACAUACCUUCUACUAGUUUUGCUGACUCAUGUAGUAGAACGUUAGAAUAUUCUACAAAUGAUUAUGCAAUAUCGUUAGUUGCUAAAGGUUUAGGUAAAACUGAGGAUCACAUUAAAUAUAAAACUCGUGCAAAUAGUUGGCAGAACUUAUGGUGUCCCGAUAAAACUGAAAAUGGUAUCACUGGAUUUAUUAUACCUAAACGUACUGACGGGAAAUUCGACACUUCUACAAAUGUGCUUCAUGAAGGAUUUUCAUUUCUUAAAGGAUCACCAUGGGAAUAUAGUUUAGACAUUCCACAUGAUGUGAAUAAAUUAAUACAAUUGUCCGGUGGUAUUGCAAAUUUUGAAAAGAGACUUGACUUAACGUUCUCUAACUCAACUUAUGAGACACCAUUAUUCAAAUUUAGAAACGUACACAGUUUUUUUCACCCUUGUUUGUAUCAUUUUAUUAAUAAGCAAUGGAAAAGUGUAAGUGUUAUCAGAGAUAUAUUGGAAAAGAAGUUUAAAAUAGACAGUCUUCCUGACGAUGCUUCCGACGCAUUGAGUAGUUGGUUCAUUUUCCAUGCCAUAGGGAUUUAUCCAAUAGCAGGUCGAGACAUAUACUUAAUAAACUCUCCACAAUUUUCAAGCAUAUCAAUCCAAAUGUCACCAACUACCCAAUUUAUAAUAAAAGCUCCAAAUUUAACACCCAGAAAUAUAUAUAUUCGAAGUGUAAAACUUAAUGAUAAAGAUUGGAAGAUGAGUUGGUUUAGACAUAAAGAUAUUGAAAAUGGUGGAGUCCUUGAAUUGGAAAUGGGAAAUGAGCCAAGUAAGAAAUGGCCCGCUGGUGAUAGUGAAGACGAGAAAUUUGUAUCUCCAGCUAGUUCUGAUGAUUUUUGA
Molecule: messenger RNA, 2211 nt
Organism: Cetraspora pellucida
Lineage: Eukaryota; Fungi; Glomeromycota; Glomeromycetes; Diversisporales; Gigasporaceae
Source: the annotation of a GenBank genome assembly